This is a messenger RNA of Helianthus annuus (common sunflower), 2438 nucleotides long. Its product is annotated as protein phosphatase 2C 16. Gene Ontology annotation, biological process: protein dephosphorylation. Gene Ontology annotation, molecular function: protein serine/threonine phosphatase activity; cation binding. The record is from RefSeq and is a predicted model, not a curated record. The transcript is spliced from 4 exons. Bases 855 to 2264 code for a protein of 469 amino acids. NCBI's taxonomy places the organism in Eukaryota, Viridiplantae, Streptophyta, Magnoliopsida, Asterales, Asteraceae.
GAACAACAUAGGCAUGUUGUUAUCAACAAAAAAACAUGCACUCAUUGAAGCUUCACUUUUAUUUAUUAUAAUUCAAUGUACAUCCCAACAUAUAUAAAAUUCCACUCAUCAUACCAUUCCCAAAGAACUCUCUCGUAUACUCUCCCAUCACCUCCCCAUUAAACAAACAAACAAACAAACAUCUUGUUGCCAAGAAAGAGGAAGCUCAAGUACUCAAUCUUUUCCCCUUUUCAUCCCUUCAAUAUGUAACCAAGUUGUAGCCUUUUUUAUAUCUCUUAUUUCCAGUUGCAUCAAAGGAUAAAAAGCUCAAAUCUUGCAGUUUAGUUUCUUGAAAACCCCCACAAAUUGUUGUCUCCCUAAUUUGCUAUACAAAUUGUUGGUGAAGCGAUGAAACGAAAACCGAAGUUAUCUUGACAAUCUCAACUGGGUUUGCUUCAGAUCCAUCAACCCUAGCUUCUAUGUGUGAAAUCUUGAAAAAAGGUUUGAAAUUUCUUGUGGGUUUUCUAUGAUCUUUGAUGGGUUUGUUUCUUUUGGUGUUUCUAGAUUGAUUUGUAGUUUGUAGAGUUUGUUCUUGAUGUUUGUCUGUGAAACUGUGAAAUUAGGAUUUAGGGUUUUGAUUUUGUUUCUUGAUUGAAGAAUCUUGUAUUCUGUAGAUAGAUGUUUAAAAAAAGUAACGAUUUUUAGGAUAGAAAUCAGAUCCGAUACUUCACCACACCAGAUCUGUUGACCUUUUUUGAUGGGUCAACUGUAGACUAAUGUUUAUAUAUGUAUCGAUGAAUCGCGUUCUUUAGAUCACCUGCACACCGCCAUUUUUAAUCCUUGAUCUUCCUUAAAAUAAAAAGAUUUCGAAAUUAAUGGGUUUGAUUGAAGAGAUGACACCGGCCGCUUCGAUUUCGAUUAGUUUAGCUAGUCCCAUAUCGAAAAUCGCGCUAUUAACGGGCGCAACGAGCUUGCUAUCUGAUCAUGUUCCCAUGUUUCUCGAUGGGUCAAAUAAUGAUCUUAAUAUGAUUCAAGAAAUUGGAACCGACGGGUUGGUUAACGUUAACGGUGAUAUUAUUAUUCAAGAAAACAUCCCAAAAGAAAUUAUGUCCAUCGGGCAUGAAUCAAAUUCGAUUACGGUUGCGAUCACCGAUAUAGACGAUGGUCAGAUAGUUGCGGAAGUAAUAAGUUUAGGGAAAGAAACAAUCGAGAGUGCGAUCGGGCAUACUUUAACAGCAUCGGUAGUGGUGGUUGCUGAUAAGACUCAUAGUAAAACCGUAAGGAGUGUUUUUGAAUUAGAAUAUGUGCCGCUUUAUGGGUCUCAUUCGGUUUGUGGUAGAAGACCGGAAAUGGAAGAUGCGGUUGCAAGUGUUCCUGCAUUUAUGAAAAUUCCUUUGAAAAUGUUGGUUGGCGAUCGUGUAAUUAAUGGGAUUAAUUCAAAUUUGAAUGAUUUGACUGCUCAUUUCUUUGGAGUAUAUGAUGGUCAUGGAGGCUGCCAGGUGGCCAAUUACUGUCGUGACCGUCUUCAUAUUGCUUUAGAGGAGGAAAUCAAAGUUAUGAAACAAGAACUGAUCAAAGGAACCACAAAUGAGACGGUACAAGUUCAAUGGGAGAAAACAUUCAUAAAUUGCUUUAAAAAAGUCGAUGAUGAAGUUGGAGGUAAAACAAGCGGAAUCAUUGACGGGUCAAAUGCGAUCGCUGAACCCGUAGCUCUAGAAACUGUAGGAUCCACUGCUGUGGUGGCAUUGAUCUGUGCAUCGCAUGUUGUAGUUGCAAAUUGUGGUGAUUCGAGAGCCGUACUUUAUCGUGGGAAAGAAGCCAUUGCUUUGUCAAGUGAUCAUAAACCGAACCGUGAAGAUGAGUAUGCAAGGAUUGAGGCGGCAGGUGGCAGGGUCAUAGAAUGGAACGGGCCUCGAGUUUGUGGUGUCCUUGCAAUGUCAAGGUCUAUUGGUGACGGGUAUUUAAAGCCUUCGAUAAUACCUGAUCCGGAAGUCACAUUUACACCCCGAGGUAGAGACGACGAGUGUCUUAUUUUAGCUAGUGAUGGUUUAUGGGACGUGAUGUCAAAUCAGGAAGCGUGUGAAGUUGCUAAGAGACGCCUUUUAAUUUGGCACAAAAAGAACGGUGGAUCGGCCAUUGAGGGGGAGGUCGGUGGGCCGGAUCUAGCGGCACAAGCAGCAGCUGAUUAUCUUACAAUGUUGGCUCUUCAAAAAGGAAGCAAAGAUAAUGUUUCUGUGAUUGUGGUGGACCUCAAAUCCCAAAGGAAGUUUAAAGCUAAACCUUGAUAGUGUUAUGUUCACCCAUCGUUUGAUCAUGAUAUAGUUUUUGUACAAUCUAAAAAAAAAGAAAAAGAAAAAACUUAUGUGUAUUUCUUUGUUUACUUAACUGCCCCAUUUCUUUAAAUAAGACUGGAUUUAUAAGGGUUUUUAAUGAUGUAAAUCACUUGACUUUAUUGUGUC